CCUGUUUCGCUGCUUGAGAAAGCCGCGCCUCAGUGGUGUCAAGGGAAGCUACAAGCUCACCUCGUUGCACAAACUAAUCUGCUCCGAAAUCAGGCUGAAGAAGAGUUAGUAAAGGCUCAGAAAGUGUUUGAAGAGAUGAACGUUGAUCUGCAGGAGGAGCUGCCCUCACUAUGGAAUAGUCGUGUUGGUUUCUACGUCAACACAUUCCAGAGUAUAGCAGGCCUAGAAGAGAACUUCCAUAAAGAAAUGAGCAAGUUGAACCAAAACCUCCACGAUGUCCUGCUGGGUCUAGACAAGCAGUACUCAGGCAACGCCUUCCCUGUUAAAGCACAGCCCAGUGACAGCACCCCAGUGAAAGCAAAUAAAAGCCCCUCGCCUCCACCAGAUGGAUCUCCCAUCACCAGCCCUGAGACCAAGACUGUCAACCAUGAGCUGGAACCAUCCACUUUGGAAGCACCUGGGGCAAGCAUCCCAAAGUCACCAUCUCAGUUGAGGAAAGGGCCUCCGGUGCCUCCGCCUCCAAAAGUCACCCCCUCCAAGGAGAUCAAGCAGGAGAACAUCAUCAGUCUGUUUGAUGACAAUUUUGUGCCCGAGAUAAGUGUGACAACCCCGUCGCAGUUCGAUGUGCCUGGGCCCUUCCAGGAGGGAGCCAGCCUCUUGGAUCUGGAUUUUGAUCCCAUUAAACCAGAUGCCACUGUGGGGAAGACCCCCACACCUGCCUCUCAGUCUUUACCUUGGGAUUUAUGGGAGCCUGCGGAAGCAGCCCAUGCAGGAGCUGAAGCAGCUGGAUCAGAAGCAGCAGCUGGAGCUGAAGCAUCUAAAACUGAAGCUGACUCAGGAUCGAGCUCUCUGCCUGCUGUCGUUGUGGAAACUUUCCCUGCUACUGUCAAUGGUACCGUGGAAGGAGGCGCUUCGUCUGAAAGAGCUGAUAUGCCCCCAGGAUUUCUGUUCAAGGUCCAGGCCAUGCAUGAUUAUGCAGCCACUGACAGUGAUGAGCUGCAGCUGAAGGCUGGGGAUGUGGUGCUUGUGAUUCCAUUUGAGAACCCUGAGGAGCAGGACGAAGGAUGGCUGAUGGGUGUGAAGGAAUCUGACUGGAUCCAGCACAAGGAACUUGACCAAUGCCGAGGAGUUUUCCCAGAGAAUUUCACAGAGCGGGUGCAGUGAAAGCCCAAGCCCACCAGCUGCAUUUCUGCUGGAAGAAAGCAAGUUUUCUGGGUAGAUAAUUGAAAAAGAACAGCAAAAUGAAAAGAGAAUUUUAAAGGAACGGAAGCCUGAAAAAAAAUGUCAGCUUUAAGGGUGUGUUCUUCUCAAAGGGCAAGGUUUCAGAAGUAAAUUGAAAUUCAAAGUGUUAUCAAAAUAUAUACAUGUUAAUAAUAAUAAGGCAAGUCAAAUACCCUCUUCCCCCUUUAGUUUUAACAGCAUUUGGAUUCAGAGGACUGAUGCAGAAGCAGCUCAGUGUAGUUCUCUAAAUACUGCAUUGACUGAAUAUGCGAGAUGUCAGUCUGAUCCCUGGAAAGGCAGUAUUUGUCUAACAGCUUGAGAGUAGAAGCUGCAUUUGCUCUUGGGUGGGUUCAUCUGUUUUGUCUUGAAGGUGGCUUGCAUGGCAACCGUAAAAAUUCAGCCUUCUCUACAUGUUCAACCUACAAUAGGCCAAACUUUCUGUUAUGCUGUUGAAAAAAAUAUUUAGCGUAUAGUGUUCACCAAUACAAUUGUGUGUGUGCGUGUGUGUAUUUUAUUUUCUUCCUUUAAAACAAUGUUACACAGACUGUGAUUUUGUACAUGUAAGGACAGAAGAAACU
Phaethon lepturus (White-tailed tropicbird) is the source of this 1799-nucleotide messenger RNA. It is a transcript of the gene BIN1, whose product is annotated as bridging integrator 1. Gene Ontology annotation, molecular function: phospholipid binding; tau protein binding. Gene Ontology annotation, biological process: regulation of endocytosis. The annotation marks the transcript as partial. Gene Ontology annotation, cellular component: plasma membrane; synaptic vesicle; cytoplasm. Lineage: Eukaryota; Metazoa; Chordata; Aves; Phaethontiformes; Phaethontidae. The record is from RefSeq and is a predicted model, not a curated record. The transcript is spliced from 12 exons.